GCCCGGAAGAGGCGUGGCUCUUCGGAGGCGGCAAAUUGCAAGGAGACGCCGCCGCCUUCAUGCUGCCCCGGGACUGCUCGCGGAGGCUGAUGGCCGAGCUGCAGGGCGCCCUGGACGCCUGCGCAGAGCGACAGCUGCAGCUGGAGCAGAGCCUGCGCGUCUGUCGUCGGCUGCUGCAGGCCUGGGAACCAACCGAGACCCGGGCUUCGGAGCCACCUCCAGGGCCAGAAACUAAUGAAGAGGACCCGUCUCCAGCAUGCGCACCCAGUCCACAAGACCUCAAAGAGCUGGAAUUUCUGACCCAGGCACUGGAGAAGGCUGUACGGGUUCGAAGAAGCAUCACUAUGGCUGGAGAAACAGACAAGGCCCCCAGCCUGAAAUCUAGGUCCACUGUCGCUCCUCCUGGCGCGAUAGCCUUUGCCCCACCCCAGACCCCAGGCCAAGCUGGUGGCCAUGCUUCAGACACGAGACCCACCAAAGGCUCCUGCCAGACCACGGUGCCUCCCAAGGGCCACUCUGAGCGCCAGCUGCUGUCACUGGGGGAUAAGACUCGUGUCAGGACAGGAGCUCGGGCCCCCAGGCCUGGACCGGGCCUCAGGGACCAGCAAAUGGCUCCAUCAGCUGCUCCUAAGGCCCCGAAAGCCUUCACACUCAAAGAGAAGGGGCACCUGCUGCGGCUGCCUGCGGCAUUCAGGAAGAUGGCUUCCCAGAACGCGAGCCUGUGGGCCCAGCUCAGUUCCAUGCAGACCAGUGAUUCCACAGAUGCCACUGCUGCCAAAACCCAGUUCCUCCAGAACAUGCAGACAGCUUCAGGUGGGCCCCAGCCCAGGCUCAGCGCUCAGGAGGUGGAGGCGGAGACGGGGCGGCUUUGGAAGGCCUGCACGCUGCUGAGACUGCGCAUGAGGGAGGAGCUCUCAGCAGCCCCCAUGGACUGGAUGCAGGAGUACCGCUGCCUGCUCACGCUGGAGGGGCUGCAGGCCAUGGUGGGCCAGUGUCUGCACAGGCUACAGGAACUGCGUGCAGCGGUAGCAGAACAGCCACCAAGACCAUGUCCUAUGGGGAGGCCCCCCAGAGCCUCGCCAUCCUGUGGGGGUGGAGCAGAUCCUGCAUGGAGCCCCCAGCUGCUUGUCUACUCCAGCGCCCAGGAGCUGCAGACCCUGGCAGCCCUCAGGCUUCGAGUGGCCAUGCUGGACCAGCAGAUCCACUUGGAAAAGGUCCUGAUGACUGAACUCCUCCCUGUGGUAAGGGCCACACAGCUGCAGGGGCCACCCUGGCUGACCCUUUGCCGGGCUGCGCACAGCCUGCUCUGUGAGGGAGGCGCACGUAUCCUCACCGUCCUUAGAGAUGACCCUGUGGACUGAGCCUUUCCUGUGCUGCCCCCGCCCGCCUCCCAGGCCUCAGGACCACUUGGGUGCUGGCCUGCCAGGGAAUGUCCCCUCAGCCCUCUUCAGAAGAGGAUUGGGGAUGUUUU
Cebus imitator (Panamanian white-faced capuchin) is the source of this 1471-nucleotide messenger RNA. It is a transcript of the gene TEDC2, whose product is annotated as tubulin epsilon and delta complex 2. NCBI's taxonomy places the organism in Eukaryota, Metazoa, Chordata, Mammalia, Primates, Cebidae. Bases 60 to 1361 code for a protein of 433 amino acids. The record is from RefSeq and is a predicted model, not a curated record. The transcript is spliced from 10 exons.